This is a messenger RNA of Acomys russatus (golden spiny mouse), 2577 nucleotides long. RefSeq names its product NACHT, LRR and PYD domains-containing protein 1a-like. The record is from RefSeq and is a predicted model, not a curated record. Gene Ontology annotation, molecular function: protein binding. The transcript has 7 exons. Lineage: Eukaryota; Metazoa; Chordata; Mammalia; Rodentia; Muridae. Gene Ontology annotation, biological process: regulation of inflammatory response. Gene Ontology annotation, cellular component: cytoplasm. Bases 1 to 2577 code for a protein of 858 amino acids.
AUGAGUGGCCAGCUUGCCGCACUCAGGGUUAGAAGUCCUCCUACAGAAGACAAUGAGAGCAGAUAUAUAGAUCCUCAUUUCAGAGAAACCAUUCCAGAAAUAUAUGAGAAGCAAGAAGGAAAGACUUUUUGCCCCACACAGUCACUUACAAGGGAGAAUUUGUCCCAAAAUGUCAUAGAGCUACUGCUCCUACACAAAUCUUGCCAAAGAGGGUCAGAGAACUGGGUCAGGGAAAGCAGGCAUCAACGUGUAACAGAAGAAGAAGGACGCAUAAUUGAGAUCCAAAACUUAUUUGGCCCAAGCACAGGAACUCAGAGGAAGCCUCAGUUAGUUGUACUACAGGGGGCUGCUGGGAUUGGGAAGUCAACGCUGGCCAGGCAGGUUAGGAGAGCCUGGGAGGAAGGCCAGCUCUACAGGGAUCGCUUCCAGCAUGUCUUCUUCUUCAGCUGCAGAGAGCUGGCCCAGUGUGAGCGGCUAAGUCUGGCUGAGCUCAUAGCACAAGGCCAGGCUGUGCCCACAGCUCCCAUCAGGCAGAUCCUGUCUCACCCUGAGAAGCUGCUCUUCAUCCUGGAUGGCAUAGAUGAGCCAGCAUGGGUCUUGGAGGAUCAGAAUCCUGAGCUCUGUCUGCACUGGAGCCAGCCACGGCCUGUGCACACACUGCUGGGCAGUUUGCUGGGGAAAUCCAUCCUCCCGGGGGCUUCCUUCCUGCUCACAGCUCGGACCUCAGCUCUACAUAGCUUCAUUCCUUCACUGGCGCAGCCACGUUGGGUGGAAGUCCUGGGCUUCUCUGAGUCAAGACGGAAGGAAUACUUCUACAAAUAUUUUGCAAAGGAAAGUGAUGCAAUUGCAGCUUUUUGUUUAGUUGAAUCAAAACCAGUGCUCUUCACCCUGUGUGAGGUUCCCUGGGUGUCCUGGCUGGUCUGCACUUGCCUGUCACAGCAGAUGGAGAAGCAGGAAGUCCUCUUACUGACCUCACAGACCACCACAGCCCUCUGCCUCAAAUAUCUUUCCCAGAGAAUCCCAGGUAAGCAUCUGGGGCCCCAGCUCAGAGCUCUCUGCUCACUGGCUGCUGAAGGGAUCUGCAAAAGAAGGAGCCUGUUCAGUGAACAUGAUCUCGUGAUCCAAGGGUUGGCUAAGGCUGACAUUGUGACCUUCCGGAAGAUCGGUGUCCUUCAAAAGCAGCCCGGCUCUACGAGCUACACCUUUGCCCACUUCUGUCUCCAGGAGUUCUUUGCAGCGAUGUCCUUUGUUUUGUGGGACAGUGAGGAUAGAUGUGGUUUUAUGGAAAACUACAGAAUUGUGGAAACACAAAAAGAAGUGUAUGGAAGAGAUGCUCGGUAUGAGGCACCCACUAUGCACUUUAUAUUCGGCCUUUUGAAUAAACAAAGAAUCAGAGAAAUGCAAAAGUUCUUUUCCUGCAGACUGCCUUGGAAGACAAAGUUGAGCUGGCUACGGGGCAUCCUAGGGGAAACCCUACCCCAUCAACUGGAUUCUCUGGGUUUGUUCCACUGUCUGUAUGAGAAUCGGGAAGAGGCGAUACUGACAAAUGUGAUGCAGGAUUUUCAAGAAACAAUGGUGCGUGGCCCAAAUGAUGUGGCUCACACACAGCUCCAGACAAACGUGAGGCACCUGGUGAUACAGACAGAUGUGGAGCUCAUGGUGGUCACUUUCUGCAUAAAGUUCUGCCACCACGUGAAGAGUCUUCAGCUGUACAGCGGUGGAUGUCAGGGACACAAGCUGACAGUCCCCGGCAUAGUUCUGGGCAGGUGGACCCCAGUCAUUGAUGCCAGCUGGAAGAUUCUCUUCUACAAUCUUAAAUUUACCAGAAACCUGAAGCAGCUGGACCUAAGUGGGAAUGCACUGAGCUUCACUGCAGUGCAGAGUCUUUGCCGCACCCUGAAACACUCUGGCUGCCACCUAAGGACCUUGUGGCUUGUCGACUGUGGCCUCACGUCCAGCUGCUGCACAGUCCUGGCCUCAGUGCUCAGUGCUGGAACCAGCCUGACUGAGCUGGACCUGCAGCUGAAUGACCUGGGUGACGAUGGCGUGAUGCUGCUAUGUGAGGGGCUCAGGAGUCCUGCCUGCAGCCUCAGCAUCCUGCGGCUGGACCAGGCCCCUCUCAGUGACCAGGUGAUUGCAGAGCUCAGGGCUCUGGAGGCAGAGAAGCCUCAGCUGCUCAUCUCCAGCACAUGGAAGCCACGUGUGGUGGUUCCCACCAAGAACACAGAUGGAGAAGAAAUGGGUGAUGGCCUGACCUCACUCAAGUGGCAGAGACCACAGUCAGUUCUUGGAGAUCUGCCGAUCUGCUUUAACGAACCUGAGAAAGGACAGGGACCCAAACAUGCUGAGUCCUCCCAUUUUGGCAUAAAGGGAACCCCAAGAUCUGCUGAAGGUUCCUGUCCGGAGCAGCGGGGAGUUGGACCUUCAGACCUUGCUCUCUCCUGCCACCUGCAGGAGGAAGCUACCACUGCACCCUUAACUCUCAAGGAGGCUGAGGAGAAACCAGAAACAAAGCUGAGUCUUAGAGUGCUGGGAAGUGACGAUGUCAUUGAAAGUCAGCGUCCUCCUAAUGAUUAA